UUUAAACACAACUCGUUAUAUUUCGUGUUAUUCGUGAUAAAAACGUAUUUAGCAAGACCUCGAGUGUUCAAAUACUAAUGCUUAUUAUUACAAUAUAUUUUCGAGUUCUGAGAUUCGUAAUUUCAUUGUACUAUAUUCAUCAUCAUCGUCGAAUUACGUAUUAGUAUCAUAUAGCAAUUUGAAAUAUCCAAUACUCUGUGUUCAAUGUUAUCGUGAAUUUGUAUUUAUACUAACGACUCUUACAUAUUAAGUUAAAAAUGAAUUAAUUAUAUUCAGAUAUUGGCAGCAGUGAUUUUUAAAUAUUAUAUUAUAUUUUACUAUAAUUAAAUGUUUGUUAAUGUACGGUAAACUAUUGUUUAGUGUUUUGCGACGUCCAUUUGAUAUAACUUAUGUAUGCUAAAAUUGCUUUUUAAUAAUACAAAAUAUAUUUACCUUGAUAUUAGCUCUGAAUUAACUAUGAAGGUGAUGUUUUCCUGGUCGAUAUAUAUGUGUUUCAUUUUUGGAACUGGAAUUUUGUGUCAGUAUAAAAAGCAAGAUGGAUCUACUUGUUACGAUAAGCAAAGCUAUAGUUUUAAAUGUCCCAAAUCCGACGAUAGAGAAUGUCUCUUAUGGUCGCAACUUUGUGACGGUCGGGAUGAUUGCUCAGAUGGUUCAGACGAAAACAAAGAGUUGUGUAAUCGUUACGAGUACGGAAUUAAUAAUAAAAAUGUUUGUGGUAAGUUAUAUAGUAGUAAUCAUACAUUGCUGGCUAAUGGUAAGAAAGCACACGUUGGAACAGUACCUUGGACUGUUGGAAUAUAUCGAUUAAAUGGAAAUACUUCCAGAUAUGACUUGAUAUGUGGAGGAUCAUUGAUUGCUCCAAAUUUAGUAGUUUCUGUGGCUCAUUGUUUUUGGUACAAAGGGAUAUUAUCUAAACAAAUAUCAAUAAAAGAUAAUUCAUAUAAAGUGGCCAUUGGAAAAUAUGAUAAAAAUUUUACAGUAAUUGAAAAUGAAAACACUAUAAAAAUGGAUGUGAAUAUGAUUUACAUAAAUGAAGCUUAUGAAGGAUCUAAAUAUAAAUAUGCUUAUGACAUAGCUGUUAUUGUACUAUCGAACGGAGUUUAUUUUAAUAAUGUUGUUUCACCUAUUUGUAUCGAUUGGCAUAAUCAAUACCACGAACCUAAUGGAAAUAACGGAAAGAUAUUUGAAUGGAAAAAUAUAGAAAAUGGUAAACCAAAUUCCGUUUUAUUAGAAACUUCUUUACCAUUCAUUGACCGUCCAGCUUGUCGAAAAAUAUAUACAGAUGGAUUUGAUAUAUUUGUGACUGAUGAUAAGUUUUGUGCUGGUUCUAAGUUAGUGUAUGGCGAAGACUUGGACGAAACAGAUAGCGGUUUAGGCUUAAUGUAUUCACAUUCACAGUCUUAUUAUUUAACCGGUGUAUUGAGUCUUAAGCAAUUAUCCACAAAUAACUCAAUAGCACUUUUUACAGACAUUAAGUAUCAUUUGAAAUGGAUUCGUGCGCUGAAUAACAAACACAGGGACUAUGAUACAACAUUUUGCGUUUUACCAGCUGUUGAAGGAGUUUUAUAUUCGUAUGUAGGUUCUAAUGAAAUUUUAGCUCAUGGAACAAUAAUUAAACAGGAUAUUACCGUACAUGAGAACUGUGAUGUUGGAUACCAUAAGGCUUACCCCAAUGGUUUUAGAGUUUGCCAGGGAAACGGAAAAUGGAUCUCGAUUUCCGAGAAACUGUGUCUUAAAAUGUGUCCGCCUCUUUUAUCAGAGAGUUUAGAUAUCAAAUGUUCUCUUAAUGGUAAGUUUACUAAUUGUUCAAAUCCAUCGAUAACCGAUACGAUUGCCAUACCAUCAUGUAAACCAACGUAUAUUACACCAAUUGGACUAGAAGAUACACCGUUUGAAUUAAUUUGUCAGUCUAAUGGAAUGUGGAGUAAUAAACUUUAUAAAUGCAAACCAUAUUGUGGUAAAAUAUAUACUGAUGGAAAAAUAUUGAUCGCCAAUGGUACAAAAGCACUUUUCGGAUCAGCACCUUGGAAUGUUGGCAUAUAUCGAUUGAAUAAAGAUACUUCCAACUACGACUUGAUAUGCGGGGGAUCAAUAAUUGCUCCAAAUUUAGUAGUUUCUGCGGCCCAUUGUUUUUGGUACAAGGGUAUAUCGUCUAAGAAAAUAUCAAUAAACGACGGUUCAUACAAAGUUGCCGUUGGAAAAUAUGAUAGAGAUAUCACAAUAAUUGAUAAUGACUUUACACGAAUAAUGGAUGUGGACAUUAUUUACUUACAUGAACGUUUUACUGGAACACAUACUUACUUUGCAUAUGAUAUAGCUGUUAUGGUAUUAUCGAACUUAGUCUCUUUUAGUAAUGUUGUUGCACCUAUUUGUAUCGAUUGGAAAAGUAGAUACGAUUUGCUGAAUGGAGUUGAAGGAAAGAUUGUUGGCUGGGGAAAAACGGAAAAUGGUAAAUUAAGUUCCGUUUUAUUAGAGACUUCUUUGCCGUAUAUCGACCAUAACUCUUGUCGAGAUAUGUAUACAAAUGGAUUUCAAAUAUUUCUGACCGUUGAUAAGUUUUGUGCUGGUUCUGCAUUAGUUUCAGGACAAGGCUUGGGCGAAGGGGAUAGCGGUUCAGGCUUAGCAUAUUUACACUCAAUGUCUUAUUAUUUAACCGGUGUAUUGAGUCUUAAGGAACCAAACUCGAAUAACUCAAUCGCAGUUUUUACAGAUGUUAAAUACCAUGUUCAAUGGAUUCGUGAAUUACAUAACAGACAUAACGAAGUAUAGUAAUAUCGUGGUAAUGACAUACAAAUGAUUUAUCCUAAUUAUAAUUGAAAUCAAUAUUUGUAUUAUUUGUUUUUACUUAUAAUGAAAUAAAAUACAUAUAGGUUAUAUGGUAAACAUGAUAUAGGUUUAAUUUAAAUAUUUCGUUUUUGUAAGUUUUACAUCCUACAAUUAAAUAUUUUGAUAUUAUUAUUA
Molecule: messenger RNA, 2961 nt
Organism: Rhopalosiphum padi (bird cherry-oat aphid)
Lineage: Eukaryota; Metazoa; Arthropoda; Insecta; Hemiptera; Aphididae
Exons: 15
Coding region: 394-2769 (791 amino acids)
Biological process (GO): proteolysis
Molecular function (GO): protein binding; serine-type endopeptidase activity
Source: RefSeq, a predicted model, not a curated record